AUGAACAUUGAGGAGGAGCGGGGGCCGAUCGAGGGACCGCCAGAAGCUACGGUCAUUCGCCGCGCCAAAAGCUAUAGCGACUUUUACAGGGCUGUCAAAGCACAACAACGACAGCAAAAUGGGCGUCACGCCGAUGGAAGAGAACAAAAGCCCGUUCCGGCGCUUCGUUCAGAGCUCGAAUUUGGAGCCUCCUACCGCGAAUUGGAAGAGGAGCUGCUCCAGGCGAGCAAUGAGGACUACCAAAUAUACCUUGAUCAAAUAUACCUCUCUCAGGCCCACCUUGACUCGUUGCUCUCUGAAGCGAACACUACACUUAGAUUACUGUCAUCGAUCACCGAGACGUUCAAGUCUGUCGAGGCACAGACUGCAAUAUUCCAGAACCAAUGCGAGGGCCUGUUAUCAGAUCAACAUCGAAUCACAAAACUUGCAGAUGACAUUUCGGAUAACCUCAGAUAUUACUCCUACCUCGAGCCCAUAACCAGAAAAUUAAAUGCCCCAACAGCUGGCAAUUUUGUCCGAGGAAUCGAGUUUUCGGAGAUGUUGACGACUUUGGAUACUUGUCUAGAUUACAUGCAAGCUCACCCUGAACAACGGGAAGCGCCGACUUAUCGCUCGCGCUAUCGUAUGCUCUUGACACGAGCGCUCACUCUGACCCGUCUCCAUUUCGUCAAUGCUUUGCGUGACAUUGCAGCAGAUGUUACACGGCGAAUGGCAGACCGUCAACAGGUUAAUGACACGGCCAUGUCUGCAUUGCUCUAUGCAAAAUUCCAAGUAGAAGCUCCCGAGUUGAAGAAGCUCGCCAUGCAGAUCCAAAAACGAGCUGGUGCUCCAGCUGGAGCGGAGCCAGGGCAAGAAGGCGAAUACCAAAGCUUGAUGAAUGAGUUGUAUACCAGCUAUUCUGCCACGCGGGCAAAGCUGAUCCUGCCUCUAUCGAGAAAGAAGAUGGCUGAAAUCGCAUUGGCGCCGAGCACAUCAAAAGACAUUAUCACUUUUGCGCGGAGCAGUAUAGGAUAUUUGCGGGUGCUGUGUUCCGACGAGUACGAACUUUGGCAUGAAUGGUUUGAUGGCAAUGACGGAGUGUAUGAUUUCUUAGAGUCGAUGUGCGAGCCUCUGUACGACCAUCUGCGGCCGAAGAUUAUCCACGAAACCCAAUUUUUGAAGCUCUGCGAGCUUUGCACAUUUCUGCAAACCCAGUACGUGCAAAAUUUUGAUGAUGAUGAAGAAGAAGAGGAGGAAGCUAUCGAGGAUGACCAGUUGGACUUUUCUGUUCUCAUUCAUCCCGCACUUCAAGAUACCCAAACGCGUUUGGUGUUUCGAGCGCAGGCAAUCUUAGGAAACGAUAUUGAAAAUUAUCGUCCGACUGCCAAAGACCUCGAGUAUCCGCCUGGCGAUAGAAGAGCUUCGGUGUCCAGCACGCCCAGUGUCCAAAAACAACCAGUUCUUUCCGGCACUCGAGACCGCAAUGUUUCUCGUACGUUGCCGCCAAUGGCAAAGUCGCCGACAACUUUGGAUGGAGAAAAGGACGACCUAUUCGAUACACAGCAACUCUUUAGUGGAUGGUAUCCGACCCUUCGUACAGCCAUUUGGCUCCUCAGCCGUAUCUAUCGGCUUGUCAAUUCAACCGUAUUCGACGAUCUAGCACACCAAAUCGUCCACCAAACAACCCUAUCCCUACACCAAGCUGCGGCACAGAUCCCCAAAAUGAACCCGGAUACCGCUACACCAGUCGACUCGCAGCUCUUCCUCAUCAAACACCUCCUGAUCCUCAAGCAACAAAUUGUUGCGUUUGACAUUGAAUACGUCACCCCGGACAUUUCUCUCGACUUCUCGGCCGUCGCCAACACUUUCUGGGAACUUCGUGAACGAGGCGGCCUUUUCAAUCCCGCCAACCUCGUGCGCCUUAUGGGCGGCACGCUCCUGCCCCGUGUCGUGGAGAACAUGCUCGACGCCAAAGUCGAACUCGACGGUCGUCUGCGCACCGUCAUCAAUGAAUUUACCCACGGCUUCGCUGCGCGCGUGACCGAUCCAGUCUCACAAUCCUCCAUGUCCAAGUCUACGUCCUCGUCACCCUUUGUCCCCGCCGCCGCAGCAGCAGACGUGCGCGCCGCUGCGCAAAAAGAAGUCCCCAUCCUACGCGAAAAACUCGACCAAUACCUCGACGACCCUCGCACAAAGGAGACUCUAGUCGCGGCUGUUCGCGAACAAGUCGAAAUCGACUAUGAGGCUUUUCACGAGCGUUUACACAAUGGUGCAGGCGGAUCUGUAGCAGCAGCAAAAGGUUCACGUCCCACAACGACGUCGGCUUUGACAACCCCGACAAGAAAACACGGUAAAGGCCGCGAAGACGAUGUCUGGGAUCCAGAUACCUUUGCCGAAUGGAUCAAUGGCGUUUUCGCAGUCAAGAGCACAUACAGUAUCAGUUCCCCCGCUGGUGGCCGCCGCGCGAGCAGAACUGAUCGCCCCCCCUUGUCCCGCUCCGGAUCGAAGCUGUCGCGUACCGGCUCAAAACGGAGUCAUCGAAGCGGCACAACUGCUGCUUAA
Messenger RNA from Xylona heveae TC161, 2541 nucleotides. Its product is annotated as Sec34-domain-containing protein. Lineage: Eukaryota; Fungi; Ascomycota; Xylonomycetes; Xylonales; Xylonaceae. The transcript has 4 exons. The record is from RefSeq and is a predicted model, not a curated record. The coding region runs from base 1 to 2541 and encodes 846 amino acids. Gene Ontology annotation, cellular component: cis-Golgi network; membrane; COG complex. Gene Ontology annotation, biological process: Golgi organization; autophagy; intra-Golgi vesicle-mediated transport.